Molecule: messenger RNA, 1295 nt
Organism: Leptopilina boulardi
Lineage: Eukaryota; Metazoa; Arthropoda; Insecta; Hymenoptera; Figitidae
Exons: 5
Coding region: 276-689 (137 amino acids)
Source: RefSeq, a predicted model, not a curated record
UCACCUUAAAGCACGGUGAUUCAUGUUGCACUAAAAAUUAUUGUGUUUUCAUGUUAAUACUUUAUGCCUGCAUAACGUUUUUGGGUGGAUAGCACUUAAGUUUAAUGUGUUAUAUUUGUCACCAUCGUUUUCGAUGACUGUCACGUCAAAAACCGUACUUACAGAAGGAAUAAAAUUAAUUAAUGCGAAUGAUACUGCAGAAUUACAGAAAUUAAAUUUAAAUGAAGAUAAUCUUAUUGUUCAAAGUCACCAAACUGUUGUAACAUUAAAUCAAAAUGCUGAAUUAUUUAUUGGAAAUGAUUUUAUUGAAAUUAGAAACUACAUUGGAAUCAAAUACUGACACAAAUAAUGAUAAUGAUGAACCUACGAAUAUAAAUACCAAAGUUAUUGUUGAAGAAUCGACUACUCAAUCACUCUCAAUAAGUAAAGAAUUAAAAUUAACUAAAGAUACAAUGACUAUUAUUCAUUGUGAUAUUAACGAGGAAGGUAAUGAAGAAGGAAAUUUACAUGAUAUUAAUACUGACGAUAUCAUUUCUCAAGAUAAUGUUGAAGAAUCAAAUAAUGAUCAUAUAGCAACCGACGAUGGACCACCACAAGAGUUAUUACAAACUCAUUCAACAGAAGACACUAAGAAAUGCAAUUUAGAAAGAGACUACAAAAGAAGGAGAUGGUACAAUUUCCAAAUUUAAUACAUCCGAAUCAAUGCAUUUCCAGUGAAUAAUAACAUUAAUGCUUAUCCUUUAAUAAAGAAUAUCGAUUUCAAUAAAAAUAGGAAAUCGCGAUAUUCGUUAAUCCAUAAAAAUGAAAUUGUUUGGGUGAAUUACGGGAAAUAUCGAACAUUACCAGCUAGAGUUACGAGUAAAAUAAACAUAUCGGAGGGAAUAAGAAUCAUAUUUUUUGAUUCAACUUCAGAUAUUUUCAAAAUUUCGUCUAAGUACUAUCCAUGGAAUUAUUUCAUUACUCCAACGCAAUUUAAUAAUGAUGUUGACAAUAUACGAUUAUAUGAAUAUUUAAAAUUAGCCAAGAAUUGGGCUAUUGAACAUAAGCUUCUUAAUGUCAUUCAAUCCUUGGAGUUUUUGAAAAUAUAAGAAGAAAUUUAUAUUAGAAUUAUAGUUAUAAAUCGUAUAAUUUAAAUAUGAUAUUAAUAUAUUAUUAUUAGUGACAAUGUUUGAAAUGAAAAAAAAAAUUUGGUGAUAUAUAUAAUUAUUGUUUUUUUUUCAUGAAUUAGGUUUUUUAAAAAAAAGUUGUUGUUUAAACAAAUGUUGUAUUUUUGGAAUAAAAAGUAAUUAAUGUCA